AUGGCAUUGUUUCCUCCUGAUGUGUUAAACAAUCUUCGUUUAUCUAGUUUACCUAACCAUAAAUUAGUAUUGAAACUUGGUGCUCCAGUGAUGUUACUCAGAAACAUUGAUCAGGCAAAUGGAUUGUGUAAUGGUACACGUUUACAAGUCACGAAGCUCGGAAAAGUUGUGAUUGAAGCAAAAAUAAUCACAGGGACUAAUAUAGAUCAUCAUACUUUGAUUUCAAGACUGAAGAUGCCACCUUCUGAUAAAAGAAUACCAGUGAAGAUUUCUCGAAGACAAUUCCCACUUUCACUGUGUUUUGCUAUGACAAUAAAUAAAAGUCAAGGACAAUCAUUGGAGCAUGUUGGUUUAUAUCUUCCACGUCCAGUGUUUAGUCAUGGCCAGCUCUAUGUUGCUGUAUCUAGAGUAAAAAGUAGGAAGGGGUUGAAAAUUUUGAUUUGUGAUAAAGAGAAACGAGUCUGUAUAACCACUACUAAUGUGGUUUACAAAGAAGUUUUACAAAAUCUAUAUAAACAUUUGUCAACCUGGCAACGUCUGUUGGAUAUAAUGGAGGAACUGUUGUUAGGAAAUGUUUGUUGGAAAGGAAUACAACUUUUUGAAAGCAUCUGA
This is a messenger RNA of Helianthus annuus (common sunflower), 612 nucleotides long. RefSeq names its product ATP-dependent DNA helicase PIF1-like. Lineage: Eukaryota; Viridiplantae; Streptophyta; Magnoliopsida; Asterales; Asteraceae. Bases 1 to 612 code for a protein of 203 amino acids. The transcript has a single exon. The record is from RefSeq and is a predicted model, not a curated record.